This is a messenger RNA of Aureobasidium pullulans EXF-150, 1422 nucleotides long. RefSeq lists its product as uncharacterized. The record is from RefSeq and is a predicted model, not a curated record. NCBI's taxonomy places the organism in Eukaryota, Fungi, Ascomycota, Dothideomycetes, Dothideales, Saccotheciaceae. The transcript has a single exon. The coding region runs from base 1 to 1422 and encodes 473 amino acids.
AUGUCACCUUCAUCCAAAAUCGAUUCGUAUCGUAUUACAGGUCUCCAUAACCUGCUUGUCGAUCAUCCUCUUCCUGCCUUCGCCUCAGAUCACUCAGACCCGACCAUGAUCCAGGGUGUCGGAUGGUCGCUUCCGGCUGGACCUUAUACGGCUCGCCAAAUCGUCGUAGGAUGCGCCCCUUUGCUCGAGACAGUCCUACACAACCUCGGACCUGAUGACGAAGGUCAGUCAACUGCUCGAGAGAUGCUUCUGGACAAUCUCGCAUCCAACUUGAAUCUCGGGACUCGCGAGUCAAGCCUGGAGAUCCCUCUCAAAGACCCUGGCCGCAAGGAGAUGGCUGAGCAAGCUGUGAAGAUUGGCAAAUUCAUCGUCACAUACGCUCGUGAAGCUAAGGACGUGGCUUUCGACCCCAACUACGUUAUUCGUAGUCCUUGUGAAGGUCAUUUGCUCAAACCACAGGUUGCCCAACUCAUGUUCGGGCCACGAAGCCUGAGGCAUCUCAUGCAAAUCUACAAUGAAUACCUUCACCAGAUGGUGCUGCUUCGCGACGCACUUCUUCCUUUUGAGAACUAUGAUGAAGUCGUGAUUCCUAUCGUGUCUGGUCCUGGGAAGAGACACCUUAACAUGCGGUUUACAGAGACGCAAAGAAUGAGCUUUAUCGCAAAGCUUAUGACAAAAUCUAUCACUCAGGCAUCAGUGUUCAAACUCGCCCAGUCUCUGCUUGUACCCAGCAUGUCGACCGACAAUGCCUAUGGUUUCCAAUACAAGCACGGAUUGAUUCUCCCUGAUGCCGUGAUUGGGGGAUCAUCAUUGCGUCUCUUCCGCUACAUUCCGGUAGUCCUCGAUGAGACCGUCACUGAUGUCAAGCUUGCAUACGAGCUUGAAGACUACUAUUCUGCACCUCUUCUUGAUAUUCGACCAGCUAAACAUUCUGUCGAGAAGGGAGAUCCAAUUGGAAUUGCCAUCGAUGCUCAGCAGCAUGCUCUCAAAGAUUGCUCUCUGUCACUAAGCUCGACCACCCCUGACCUUGGAUCUCGUCACCUCCAGCUUCGCAUUAUUCACAAGAACGGAACGUCGUCUAGCACCGAUGUUGGGCAAAUCGCACGUGGCUGGCGCUACUCGUACAAAGUCUCGCGGGCUGAAGAAGAAAGUGUCAUCGAUCAUUUCAGUUCUACGGCUUCAUUGCACACUGCGGCGGAUGUGCUUUCUCAAUCCGGGCAGGGUGGACUUGUGACAGCCAAGGAAGGCGGUAUACAUGUCAUCCAGGCUAGUAGCCAGAUUGAGAUCCUUGCGUUACUCGGUCAGAUCUACCCCGAUAACAUCAUCAUGCUGGAAUUAGGCGCCCCCUUGAAGGAUGUGGAAGAAGCUGGACAGUCUAUGCCUGGUGAACCUCGUUUUGUUCUUCAGCUUUUGGACAGCUAG